CCCCAGCCGAGCGCCGAGGAAGCGCACGGCGCAGCCGGCAGGGAGGAAACGGCGUCGGCCCCGCCCCUUAGGCAAACUUAGCUGCGCUCCGAGCCCUUUAGUUCUCACCGGCUUCUUCCUCCAGGGUCUCCGUUCUGUAGACUGUCUAGUUAGUUGCGUGACUAUGGGACAGAUUGUUGUUCCAGUUUUAAGCUCGUUAUGGGAAUGAGGUUUCAUGGAACUGAGGGAACUCGCUCAAGAUCACACAGAGGGAAGUGACGGUGAAUGCCAAGAUGUUUAAGCGUAGGCUCAAGAGGUCAAUGAAGCUAACUAAGACUUAAGGUGCUUACGCGAUGUCAAGUUGUUAGCAUUUUGCACUAACUCGGAUAAUUAUGUUUCAUAACGUUAAAGCGGUCUGGCUACUUUUCAGAUGGGGAAGCAGAAUCAAGUACAAAUAGUUCGGACUGGAGAGAAUACUUGGCGAGUAAGAGCGUAUACUGCCCUUGCAGUAUAGAAUUCAGUUCCCAGCACCCAUGUCAGGUGGCUCACAAUUGUUUACAGUGUUAGAAGAUCCACCACCUCUUUGCUCUUCGGGGAUUUGCACACAAGAGCACAUACCUACAUACAUACACACACAUUCAGAAUAAGAUAAAUGUAAAACAAAGCAAGUACUGCCGGGCCUGGUAGUUAAUGUCUGUAAUCUCAGCAUCUGGGAGACUGAAGCAGGAAAAUCUGAGGAGUUCGAAGCCGCCCUGGGCUAGAUAGUGAGCUCCAGAACAACCUGGACUACGAGUACCUUUUACACCCCAUUGAGAGAGAGAGAGAGAGAGAGAGAGAGAGAGAGAGAGAGAGAGAGAGAACUUGCGAGGCGAGCUGGACAGCUCACAUCACGGAUGGCCACACUCUGCCUUCAUACAUUAGGCCAAAACUCAGAGGGCUUGCUGUCUUAAGUGGCUCCUCUGCACACUUCCCCGGCACUCGGUUGUUUGAUCUUUGCUCUUUCUUGGAAGGUAAGAUUCUUAUUUAGAGGUAGGAAAUGAGAGUCUAACAUUUUAAGUAACUUAUUCAAAAGAGUAUGUGGUGGGACUGAGAUUCAAAGCCAGUGGAUCUAUUCCCCAGCCUGAGUUAACCUGUAAAGUGCACACAUGGGCAUCUAAAGGUGCCAAGUUUCUCCGGCUUUUGUCCUGAACUAAACUGCAAUGAAACUCCUUUGUAGAAGAAUUGCACUAUAAAAAACCGCUCAUGCAGCGAACUCCGCACUUCCCUUCCUGGAAGAAUGUUGAUCCUGGUCGCCCACCGUGAGUCGUGUCGUUAAUUGGUCAGCUAUUGUCAUGUGAUCGGCCCGCCCUCUUUGCCAACAUGGCCGCUUCCAGGUCCUAAUGCGCGAAGCGUGCACCGCGACUUGUGUCCUGUGAGCAGAGAGGAGGGUUGAGGCGCCCGUGGAUGUCCCACGCGAGGACGGUCCUGUGGCUAAGCCGCCCUCUCCGUCAGGCCCGCAUCCUCUGUAGAACUCAGUUCAUGGAACAGAAGGCCCAGGGACCGCCCUCUCCACCAGCUAUGGAGAACGGCACACAGCCCUGCGAAGAGCGCCCACCCGCGGCCCCGGAGGCGACUAUCACCGAGGGCGCCGCCAAGAUCGUCUUCCCCAACGCCAACGAGGUUUUCUACAACCCAGUGCAGGAGUUCAACCGGGACCUGACAUGUGCCGUGAUCACUGAGUUUGCUCGAACUCAUCUUGGGGCCAAGGGAAUCCAGAUCAAGGUACCAGGAGAGAAGAACUUGCAGAAAGUGUGUGUGAACUUGUCUGAGCAAGAAGAGGAAAAGGCCGAACAGAAAGAGGGUGAAAACCUGACCCCAGGAGACCAGCCUCGGACAGCUGCAGUUGGUGAGAUCUGUGAGGAAGGUCUACGGGUGCUGGAAGGCCUGGCAGCAUCUGGUCUGCGCUCCAUCCGAUUCGCCCUAGAGGUUCCUGGCCUCCAGUCUGUGGUUGCCAAUGAUGCCUCUGCCCGGGCUGUAGAGCUUAUAGACCGAAACGUGCACCUCAAUGGGGUAGCACAUCUUGUACAGCCCAACCAGGCGGAUGCCCGGAUGCUGAUGUACCAACACCAAAAGGCAUCUGAGCGUUUUGAUGUCAUUGACCUGGACCCUUAUGGCAGCCCUGCCCCCUUCCUGGACGCAGCAGUGCAGGCUGUGAGUGACGGAGGACUGCUGUGUGUCACCUGCACGGACAUGGCAGUAUUGGCAGGGAACAGCGGGGAGACGUGCUACAGCAAGUAUGGAGCCAUGGCCCUCAAGAGCCGGGCCUGCCAUGAGAUGGCCCUGAGAAUUGUGCUGCAUAGCCUGGACCUGCACGCCAACUGCUACCAGCGCUUCGUGGUGCCACUGCUCAGCAUCAGUGCCGACUUCUAUGUCCGGGUUUUUGUGCGCGUUUUCACAGGCCAGGCCAAGGUUAAGUCCUCAGCCAGCAAGCAGGCCCUGGUGUACCAGUGUGUGGGUUGUGGAGCCUUCUACCUGCAACGCCUUGGCAAAGCGUCGCGAGACCCUGCUGGCAGGGUCAAGUUCUCUGCUGCCUGUGGUCCUCCAGUGACCCCUGAGUGUGAACACUGUGGACAGCGACACCAGCUUGGAGGCCCCAUGUGGGCAGACCCCAUCCAUGACCUGGACUUUGUGGGCCGAGUUCUUGAGGCAGUGACCACUAAUCCUGGCCGCUUCCACACCUCCAAGCGGAUCCAAGGUGUCUUGAGUGUUGUUACUGAGGAACUUCCCGAUGUCCCUCUCUACUACACAUUGGACCAACUGAGCAGCACCAUCCACUGCAACACACCCCGCCUUCUGCAGCUUCGGUCAGCUCUCCUCCACGCUGGCUUCCGAGUCUCUCUCUCCCAUGCUUGUAAGAAUGCAGUGAAGACAGACGCUCCCCCGCUAGCUCUCUGGGACAUCAUGCGUUGCUGGGAGAAGGAGUGUCCUGUGAAACGGGAGCGGCUGUCGGAAACCAGCCCGGCGUUCCGAAUUCUGGCCGUGGAGCCCAGGCUGAAGGCCAACUUCAACAUCCGGGAAGAUGCCAACCCCAGCUCCCGCCAGCAAGGACUCAAGCGCUUCCAGGCCAAUCCAGAAGCCAACUGGGGUCCCCGGCCCCGUGCCCGGCCAGGGGGCAAGGCAGCAAGUAAAGAUCUGGAGGAGAGGCGGAGGCUGCUGCAGAAUAAGCGGAAGGAGCCUGCUGAGGACCCGGCCCAGAGGGCAGCUCGCCUCAAGACAUUUCCUUGCAAACGAUUCAAGGAGGGCAUCUGUCAGCGAGGGGAGCAGUGCUGUUAUUCACACAACCCUACACCACCUGAGGCCUCUGCGGAUCCUCCCCUCACGGACUGUCCAGAGACCACCCCCAAGAUCCUCCCCGGACCAGAUGCUGCUGCUGGGGGGGGCACUGCUGGGCCAGGUGUGGACUGAGACAAUAAAGAGAAACCCUUUUC
This is a messenger RNA of Peromyscus californicus insignis, 3446 nucleotides long. It is a transcript of the gene Trmt1, whose product is annotated as tRNA methyltransferase 1. Gene Ontology annotation, cellular component: nucleus. Gene Ontology annotation, molecular function: RNA binding; metal ion binding. The record is from RefSeq and is a predicted model, not a curated record. NCBI's taxonomy places the organism in Eukaryota, Metazoa, Chordata, Mammalia, Rodentia, Cricetidae. Gene Ontology annotation, biological process: tRNA N2-guanine methylation.